UUCCCUUCUUUUCGGGGCCUUGGCUGCGUAGCAUGACCAGUAUGGGUGCCUCUCUGGAUACUCCUUUCAAAAAGACCCCUGAGUGCCCUCUCUGCUUGAAGGAGCGCCGGGACCCCACCUCCCUCCCGUGUGGACACUGUUUCUGCCUGAUCUGCAUCCAGGAAGUAUGGAGCGGUUCCCUCACAGGGCCGUAUUACUGCCCCGAGUGCAGGGAAGAGUACAGGAAGCUGCCUGCUUUCUGGAGACGCACAAGGGGGCCGUUUACCCCCACUGAUGGGGCACACAGACACAGGCAAUCCACCACUUCAGACUGCUCAGACGGAGAAAUGCCUUCCACCUCUGCAUCCUCGUCCAACUGCACCUCCCCCCCCCAACGCCUGGGAAAGCGCCGGGCCCCCUCCUUUUCCCGGAUGGAGGAGAGAGAAAGAGAGAGAGAGGCCCCUUCACCUCCCGUCUCUCCUCCUCCUCCUCGUUCCCCCACCACUUGCGCACCCUCCGCCGCUAGCCCCGGCGGCUCAGUUCGUUGCAACUACUGUCCCUCGCCCGGCCAGCAGGUGGCGGUGAAGACCUGCCUGGUGUGCGGCGCCUCUAUGUGCACGAAGCACCUGAGGUCUCAUCUGGAUUCGCCGGUGUUCCAGGACCACCCGCUGGUGGCGCCCACGGCGGACGUCUCGCUGUGGCGGUGCGCGGAGCACCAGGAGGCCAAGAAGAUCUACUGCCGGGACUGCGCGCUGUGCGUGUGCACCAUGUGCACGGUGAUAGGGGCGCACCGCAACCACGCCUGCGUCGGCGUGACCGAGGCCGAGGCCGAGCUGAGGCAUAACCUGAAAGACGACAUGAAGAAAAUGCAAGAGAACGAGCAGGUCAUCCAAAGCAGAGUGGCCGACCUCCAAACGAAGAAACAUGACAUUCAGGAGACCCUGAACCGGUCCCGGGGCGGUCUGCAGCAGCAGUACCAGGCCAUGCGGGAGGUGCUGGACCGGCAGGAGCUGCAGGCCCUGCAGUGCAUGGACCGAGUGGAGCGGCGGGCCCUGGGGGGCCUUCAGGCCCAGCUGGAGAAGCUCCAGGAGGAUCUGAGCUCCCUCCAGACCAGCCUGGACACUCUGGAGGGACUGUCCGAUUCCAAGGGGGCAGAGAGGGUCAAAGAACAGGCCUUUGUCAUGGAGUACAGCAAGAUAUCUGAAUGUGUGAAAGCCAUGUCCAGUCCUUUGGAGGAGAUGGAGCCCCUGCAGGAGUUAGACCAAGCCCGUCUGGGGAAGAUUGAGGAGUGGGCGGAGAAGAGGCUUAAUACACUCCUCCUGGCCAUGAUGGACCGGGAUGCCCUGCGACUGCUCUAUGGGAUCACGCCCACUCUGGAUCCAGACACCACUCACCCAAAGCUGGUUCUGUCAGAGGAGAACACCAGGGUCUCCCAUAGCGACGACCCGCAGCCCUACCCCGAGACGGCCGCCCGCUUCAGCACCUUCCCCCAGGUCCUGGGCGCCAGGGCCCGGGACGGGGGCCGGAGCUACUGGGAGGUGGAGGUCACCGGGGAGGGGCGCUGGAAGGUGGGCGUGUGCGACGCCCUCAUCGGCCGCAAAGGGGCGAAGGAUGCCUGCCGAAUUGGGUUCAACCCCCACUCCUGGUGCCUGUUCGGGGAGCGGAACAAGAUGGAGGCCCUGCACGACAAGGAGUCCUUCCCUGUGGAGGGCAGCAUCCCACAGAGGGUGGGGGUGUUCCUGGACAUGGAGAAGGGAAGCCUGUCCUUCUACUCCGUGCCUGAAGAGGGCGACCUCACCCUGCUGCACAGUUUCCAGCAAACGUUCACUCAGCCACUCUACCCCGCGCUGGCAGUUUCCAAAACGGAGCUGGCGUUCUGCGACCCCUUCCAGUGAACUGUGCCCUCUCUCUCUCCCCAGUAACUGGCUGUUUUGGCUUAGCAGGGAGAAAAGAGAGAGUAGGGGGCUUCCCCUUCUAAAUGCCCCUUAGCAACAUCGCAAUGCUAAAUAUAUAAUAUUUCCCCUAGUUAUUCUAUGUUUAUCUUAUGAAUCAGUAUGAUUAUCUUAUGUUAUUCUAUGUAUCAGUAUCUACUAAUUUGCACUAACACAACACUGAAGUACACUGCACUGAAUUGUAUUAUUUCUGUUUCUCCUUAAAACACAAUUUUUUAAAUAAGAAACGUUGCACUUACAGUAUACUGGCAUUAGACAUCAGAAUUAAAUUGAAGGCAGGAGGUUAAUAACAGCUUGUAUAAUAGUGCAGGUUAAAUGCUUCAGUCAAUAAGAUAGCCGUGUGAUCUUUAGGAUAAUUAAUUGAAAAUGGUAAAUGUUCUUAACAUACAAUUAUGAAAGUAUAAGUUAAAGCCAUACAGUGCAGAGUACCAUGCAGUUCUCUACAACUUAAUUCGAAACACACUUGCAAGAACAAACGGAAACCAACAAGGACACAGAUCUAUAGAGCUCACUUUAUUUCAGAAUGAAUGCUGAAAGUACAGACUGUGUGUGUGUGUAAAUGAGAUACAGGGCAGUUGGUUCUUGUACAAUCGAUGCUGAAAUGUGGUGCUUUCGACUCUAGCCAGACGUUGAGGGUGACUGACUACUCUGAAUAAAACCAGUACUCUGAAUAUA
This is a messenger RNA of Conger conger (European conger), 2606 nucleotides long. RefSeq names its product E3 ubiquitin/ISG15 ligase TRIM25. Gene Ontology annotation, molecular function: protein binding; zinc ion binding. The coding region runs from base 33 to 1874 and encodes 613 amino acids. The record is from RefSeq and is a predicted model, not a curated record. The transcript is spliced from 7 exons. NCBI's taxonomy places the organism in Eukaryota, Metazoa, Chordata, Actinopteri, Anguilliformes, Congridae.